Messenger RNA from Leopardus geoffroyi (Geoffroy's cat), 225 nucleotides. RefSeq names its product 60S ribosomal protein L39-like. The coding region runs from base 56 to 211 and encodes 51 amino acids. Lineage: Eukaryota; Metazoa; Chordata; Mammalia; Carnivora; Felidae. The transcript has a single exon. The record is from RefSeq and is a predicted model, not a curated record. Gene Ontology annotation, molecular function: structural constituent of ribosome. Gene Ontology annotation, biological process: translation. Gene Ontology annotation, cellular component: ribosome; cytosolic large ribosomal subunit.
GCUUUUUUUCCCUCUUCUACGCCGUCCUUGUGUGUGCCGCUGGCCACUUCUCACCAUGUCUUCUCACAAGACUUUCAGGAUCAAGCGAUUCCUUGCCAAGAAACAAAAGCAGAAUCGUCCCAUUGCCCCGUGGGUUCGGAUGAAAACUGGUAAUAAAAUCAGACACAACUCCAAGAGGCAGAAUUGGAGAAGAAUGAAGCUGGGUCUGUAAGGGAUCGAACAUGA